Chenopodium quinoa (quinoa) is the source of this 2427-nucleotide messenger RNA. Its product is annotated as DNA cross-link repair protein SNM1-like. The coding region runs from base 327 to 1913 and encodes 528 amino acids. The record is from RefSeq and is a predicted model, not a curated record. Gene Ontology annotation, molecular function: damaged DNA binding; 5'-3' DNA exonuclease activity. NCBI's taxonomy places the organism in Eukaryota, Viridiplantae, Streptophyta, Magnoliopsida, Caryophyllales, Amaranthaceae. The transcript has 9 exons. Gene Ontology annotation, biological process: interstrand cross-link repair; double-strand break repair via nonhomologous end joining; protection from non-homologous end joining at telomere.
UUAAUUCGGAUUGGAUUGAAAAAUUAAAAACCGAAUCAUAUUUCGGAUUGGAUCGAAUUUGGCCUAAAUUCAAAUCGAAAACCGAACGGACACCCUACGGUAGAGUUAAUUUUUUCUUUUUUAUUUACAAUCCCAAAAUAAGUGGUAUAUGAAGAGGCCAACAGGCCCAAAGUUAACAAAGAUUUCCCGCGACGAUUAAUCCUUUGAACUCCAAACAAUAACACCACUUCAAACUUCAAACACAACUACCGCUGUAAUAAGAAGCCCACCAAUUCAUAUCAAUUCUCAAAGAAAACUGGGAUUUUAGGGGGUUGAACAAUAUCAUUAUGCUUGAAUCAGCCAACCAAAUCGAAGAAAUUGAUGCAUUUUCUGAUUCUUAUCUCUUCUACCAAGAUCCAAAUUCUGAAUUUUAUGAAGAACCCUCAAUUUCUCUAGACGAAAAUGGGUUCCCACAACCUCUAUUCAACGAACAAGUUGAAGAACAACAACCCCACAAAAUUGAUUCACUUAAUGAAGAUUCAAUCGGGUGUUCGAGUUCGAGUUCGGGUUCGAAAGACGGGAGCUUUGCUGCUGAUUUUUACCAAAGCGGGUCUGAUUGGUCUACAUUGCGAGUUGAUUCGCCUUUGAAUUCAAAGAAAUUGAAGCAAAAAAACCUUUUUCAAAUGUGGGGGCUUAAACAGGAAAAACAUGAGAAGGUGGAAAAUGAGAAGAAUAAAGAUAAGGAGAAUGAAACCCACAUUGGUGUUCUUCCUUAUAUGAAAACUGAUACACAUCUAAGCCCUCCUUGUGUGUCUCCUGACUCUUUUCGAGCCCGGAAUCGAGCUUUCGAAAUCGAUUCAAAGGCUUCUCAGAAAAGGAAAUCAUUCAUGGUACAAGGAAAUGCUCGGUCUUGCCCUUUUUAUAAGAAGAUUCCAGGCACUCCCUUUACUGUGGAUGCAUUUCGAUAUGGUGCUGUCAAAGGCUGCUCCUCUUAUUUUCUUAGCCAUUUCCAUGCUGAUCAUUAUGGUGGGUUAAGCAAGGCAUGGUCACACGGCCCCAUCUAUUGUACCUCUAUCACCGCUCGCCUGGUUAGAAUGUGUCUCUAUGUUAAUCCAUCAUACAUACGCCCUUUGGAGUUGGAUGUUGAACACCUAAUUGAUGGUGUCAAAGUGACACUGUUAGAAGCCAAUCACUGCCCAGGUGCUGCCUUAAUUUACUUCCAUCUUUCAGAUGGACAGCGUUUUUUACACACAGGAGAUUUCAGAGCUUGUAAACGCAUGCAAACUUAUCCCCUUCUUGUAAAUAACAAAGUCAAUGUAAUUUACUUAGAUACAACUUAUUGCAACCCAAAAUACAGGUUUCCUUCAAAAGAAGAAGUGACGAGCUUUGUUGUAAAGACUACUAUGACCUGUCUCAAAAAGCAACCAAAGACCCUUGUUGUAGUUGGGGCAUAUAGUAUUGGGAAAGAGUGUGUAUAUAUUGCCAUCUCAGAGGCAAUAAAGGUCAAGAUAUAUGCAAAUGCGUCAAGGAGAAGAAUUUUGCAGUCCUUUGACUGGCCUCACCUUUCCAAAAAUCUCUGCACCAACGGAAAGGAUACUCCUCUUCAUGUUCUGCCUAUUUCAUCGUUAAAACAUGAGACCCUUAAAACCUACUUGAAGACAUACCAGGAUCAGUUCAAUGCAGUCGUGGCAUUUCGGCCAACAGGCUGGACAUUCUCGGAGUCUGUCGGUAGUCAGUUGGAUCUAAUCAAACCCAAUUCACGAGGAAACAUCCAAAUUUAUGGAGUUCCCUACAGUGAGCACUCCAGUUUUACUGAACUGCAAGAAUUUGUUCAGUUUCUUAGGCCCAACAAAAUAAUUCCAACAGUGAACAUUGGAAAUGCUGCUAACCGGGAAAAACAGCAAUCAUACUUUAGACAGUGGUUAAGUGGCUGAGCAGUAAAAACAAUUGGCCAAUUUGUUUAUGAAUUACGGAGCAUUUUUUUGGAAUAGAUCAUGCUUGGUUGGCUCAUAUUGGUGACCGUUACGAAAUGGCUCCGAUUAAGCCAUGAAGGUGCUAUUCAAUUAAUGAUUGAUGCAUGUAGAUUGAUGGUUUAAUGCUACCAUCAACGUAGUUUGUAUAGUAGAUUCUUGCUCUUGCCCAUUAUAUUUUUUUUUUGAUUUUUGGGUAUCAAGUGCCAAAAUUUUCCAUUCAGCUCUCAAUCCUUGGGACAAGUAACCUAAGGCAAACACUACAAUGUUUCUUCCCCAGCAAAAGAAUACUUAGCUUAUUGGAACCACAUGAAUUCAUAGCCGCUAUUUCAGAUGGUACUCAAAGAUUGUAUCUAGUCUAUUGUAUAUCAGUUCUAUCUCAAAAGUUAGUUUUAAAUGCCGUAUAUUGGUUCAGUACAAAUUUCUUGUGCUUUUCUAACUCGUUGGAGUAAGAUGCUUAACUACUUUUACAGUUUUA